Messenger RNA from Rhododendron vialii, 2042 nucleotides. RefSeq lists its product as uncharacterized. Lineage: Eukaryota; Viridiplantae; Streptophyta; Magnoliopsida; Ericales; Ericaceae. Bases 262 to 1710 code for a protein of 482 amino acids. The record is from RefSeq and is a predicted model, not a curated record. The transcript is spliced from 5 exons. Gene Ontology annotation, molecular function: phosphatidylinositol binding; metal ion binding.
ACGUUCCUUCCUUUCUUAGCCAACGUCGGGCGGAGACGGAGGUUCGGUCUCGUAUCAUCCGAAACACAACCAGCUAUCUCUAUCUCUAUCUCUAUCUAUAACGAAACGAAAAAAAGACAUCGAUCGAAGGUGUUCAACGAAGGGUCGUCUUUCUUCUUCAUCGCCACCAAGAAGAUCGAAGGUUGAGCAUAUACAAACGGCGUGCAAAAAACAAGGGAAUUUCUGGUUGAUUUUAGACAGUGGAUGCGUACACCAUAAUAUAUGGAAAAAUCUGAAGGAAGGGUUUCAUAUUCCUCACUGUCUAAAGUAGAAAAGGAGAACACCAACUUCCACUAUAUUGAUGACUAUGGUGAUUCUGGUUGGGUUUUGCCGGAGGACAAGAGUACUUGUUCCUCAGGCUCAAGGUCUUUGGGACAAGAAUAUCCUCACCAAUACCCCCUUGAAUCUGAAGAAUUUCUUGAGGGAGGAUACGAUUCUGGUGAAGAUCAUUAUAGUUAUUCUGGGAAACAAAAUAUGCCUCCGGAAGUGAACUUGAAAAAUGUCUUGACCGGAAUUGUUGCAAUUGUGACUGGCCGUAAUAAAGAUUCAGGUCUUGAUGCAGUUCAGCAAUUCGCCAGUUCAAAUGUUUCAUUUCUUGGCUCAGCCAAGAAUGGAGAAACUUUCUUGCAUUCUUCAGUGUAUAUACCGAGUGCUCCACCCCUUCUUGAGCCGAAUGGGAUUAACUAUAGUGCUUACAAAGAUGUGUUGGAAGCUGAACCCCCUGAGUGGCUUCCAGACAGUUCUACUACAGUUUGCAUGCAGUGCACUGCUCCUUUCACUGCCUUUACUCGCGGCAGACAUCAUUGUCGAUUUUGUGGAGGGAUAUUUUGUCGGAUAUGCUCAAAAGGGAGGUGCUUGUUACCUGUUAAGUUCCGAGAGAGGAAUCCACAGAGGGUUUGUGACACCUGCUACGAUAGGCUUGAUCCUUUACAAGGUGUACUCAUCAACACCAUCAGCAAUGCUGUGCAGGUUGCAAAGCAUGAUGUGAUGGAUUGGACCAGCGCCAGAUGUUGGCUGAACCUACCAGUGGGUCUGUCCAUGGAACAUGAAAUAUAUAAAUCUUGUAAUACCUUGAGGAGUUACUGUCAGGUUGCGAGAUUGAACCCUGAGAGAUCCAUACCCCCUACAGUUCUAAAAGGAGCAAAAGGUUUGGCUAUUUUAACAGUUGCUAAAGCAGGAAUGGUAGUUGCCUACAAACUGGGCUCUGGUCUGGUUGUUGCGCGGAGGUCAGAUGGAUCAUGGUCUGCCCCAUCUGCUAUAGUUUCUGUCGGUUUAGGAUGGGGUGCUCAGGUUGGUGGGGAGAUGAUGGACUUCAUAAUUGUGCUCCAUGAUUCUAGGGCUGUAAAAACAUUUUGUAGUCGCAUGCAUUUUUCUAUUGGGGCUGGUUGUAGUGCUGCAGCUGGACCUGUGGGAAGAGUUCUGGAAGCAGAUUUACGGGCUGGAGAUAGAGGUUCUGGCAUGUGUUAUACUUACAGUUGUAGCAAAGGUGCUUUUGUGGGAGUUUCAUUGGAAGGGAACAUCGUUGCAACAAGAAUGGACACCAACCUGCGUUUCUACGGUGAUCCUUAUCUAACCACAGCUGAUAUUCUUCUUGGGACAGUGGACAGGCCGAAGGCUGCUGAGCCCUUGUAUGCUUGUCUUCGAGACCUUUUCUCCAAACUUAAGUGUUAGACGUCAGUUCACGCUGAAAUGAUAUCUGGUUGGAUCAUGACGUAAUUCCCAUUGUUACGUAUUUGUACAUUGCACGGUUCAAGGGGUUCAAAACAUGUGGCUUUCAGAGGACAAUUCAGUGUAUGUACCUAAAUCUGUCAUUCCUCCAUCAAUUCACUCAGUGGGAAUUCUAUACCUCUACUUGUAUAUAGACGCAGUGACAUUUGUUUUAGAAUGUAUAUAUUCUGUUUUCUUUAGGACUUCUCUCUCCGCUCAAGUGAUGCUGGAAAUUACCUUACACAACUGAAAUUGGUUUAUUAUUAAUUGCCAGCACAACUGAAAUUGGUUUAUUA